Molecule: messenger RNA, 651 nt
Organism: Dovyalis caffra
Lineage: Eukaryota; Viridiplantae; Streptophyta; Magnoliopsida; Malpighiales; Salicaceae
Source: the annotation of a GenBank genome assembly
AUGGCGCUUUCCUCUGCGUUUCAAGAAAGGUUGGAGCACAUGGAAAACACCAGAAAUCAACGUCUCUCUCUUCUCCAGGCAGAGAAAGAAUUGCAAGCGAGCAAGUCUCAUAUAUUAGCAUCGAAGUUGGCAAAUAUUCGGUCCAUGGAACAAAGGUGCUUGGUGCUUGACCACAAAAUUGCAUUUCAAAACUUCAAAAUCUUGGCUCUUAAAUCGGAAAUCGAGAACCUCGAUGCUAAAUACGAUGCUGAUUCACAACAAUUCAGGGUUUUCAAGAGUGAAGUGGAGGAGAUGGAAGAGAUGGAGAAGGAGAAGGAGAGGUUUUAUCAAGUAAAGGGUCUUGAAAUGAAGGCUUUUAGUGAAAAUGCGGAUAAGUUUAUUAAGGAAUCUCGUAUUCAAGUUAAAGAGUUAAGGAAUCGUGUGAAUGAGCUUAACUCAAAUUUCAUAAAACUUCAAGGGAACAAUGGGUUCUUGAACAAUUCUGAGAUAGCUGAAGCAGAGUUGAGUAAAUCACAACUUCUUGCUGUAAAGGAGAAUUUGGACACAAGUUUGGCUUCUAACUACCGAUUGAGAUCACAAUUGCAGAGGGAGCUUGAUAAUGUUUUGAUCAUAAGAAAUCAAGAGAGUAGGAAAGUGUCCCAGUUUCACUAA